Molecule: messenger RNA, 1188 nt
Organism: Anneissia japonica
Lineage: Eukaryota; Metazoa; Echinodermata; Crinoidea; Comatulida; Comatulidae
Exons: 1
Coding region: 1-1188 (395 amino acids)
Source: RefSeq, a predicted model, not a curated record
AUGGACGUGUGCUCUCUUUACACCAAUAUACCUCAUAACGAAGGAGUAACUGCUUGCGAAAGAUUUCUCACGGACUACCAUUCAGAAUUACCAGCUAAGGACAUUUGCAAAAUAAUUGAUUUUAUUCUUAAACACAAUUAUUUUAGCUUUAAUGGCUCUUACUACCUCCAAACAACAGGUACAGCAAUGGGAACCAAAAUGGCCCCAUGCUAUGCGAAUGUCUUUAUGGCAGAAUUAGAAAAUGAUUUACUGUCUAGCCUAGUAUUUAAAUCUUCUCAUUACUCACGCUAUAUUGAUGACAUAUUUUUUAUUUGGGAACAGGGUAAAGAUAAGCUUAUAGAUUUUAUAUCUAUCAUUAAUAAUUAUCAUCAUAGUAUUAAGUUCACUGUUGAAUAUUCUAGUGAGUCCAUUCCAUUUCUAGAUGUAUUAGUUGGCAGAAACGGAGGCAACAUAUCUACAUCCAUAUAUUACAAACCUACAGACAAUCAUCAAUACCUUGAUUUUUACAGCUACCAUCCUAUCACUCUUAAACGGUCUAUCGUGUACAGUCAGUGUCUCAGACUCAAGCGAAUCUGUUCAGACCCUACAGACUACCAACAACAGCUGUCUCGCCUCACUACUAACUUUUUGAAUUGUCACUAUCCCCUCAAACUAAUACUAUCUGCUAUAUUAAAGGCAUCUUCUAAAUCUCGCUCAGACCUUUUAUCUUACACCCAUAGACCUAUCCCCGAUACUCGUAUACCUAUGGUAUUUGAUCACUGUCCCCCUAUCAAGUCUCUCGGCAACUCCAUCAAGAAUGACUACAAGACUCUUCAGGAAGACCCCAAUAUAUCAGAACUCUAUCUUCAUCCUCCGAUUCUAGCUCAACGCCAACCCCCUAAUCUUAAAUCUCUUCUCACCUCCUCCAGUUUACCCUUGGCUAAUCCUACUCAUGGAAACAUGGCUUGUAACAACAGGCGAUGCCAACUAUGCACUAUAAUUGACACAUCUGAUAGAUUCAGAGUUCCUGGUACCAACAUCAUCAUCCAUCCUCCACCACUUAACUGCCACGCUUCCAAUGCUGUUUAUAUUAUAUAUUGCGCCAUAUGCAACAAAGGUAACUACGUAGGUGAAACGGGAUGUAAACUCCGUUUAAGAAACAAUAAUCACAAGAAAUCUGUCAGGGAUAAACUAAAGGGUUUCUCGUAA